Molecule: messenger RNA, 1980 nt
Organism: Neohortaea acidophila
Lineage: Eukaryota; Fungi; Ascomycota; Dothideomycetes; Mycosphaerellales; Teratosphaeriaceae
Exons: 3
Coding region: 1-1980 (659 amino acids)
Molecular function (GO): oxidoreductase activity
Source: RefSeq, a predicted model, not a curated record
AUGGCAUCACCAGCCGUAGAGGCAAAUGUGCCUGCUCCUGACCUCAAUGGGCCUGCUGUGGCCAAUUCUGUCGAUUUCCAAGCGAAAUACGAAAAGGAGCGCAGUAAACGACUCAGGCCCGAGGGUUACCAGCAGUACAUCGAUCUACACCAGUCCGAGCAGCAUCGCCGCUUCAUUGAGGAUCCUUGGAUAGAAUCAGGAUCUCCAAUCAAUACACCAAUCAAAACCGGUGGACACACCAAGAUCCUGAUCGUCGGCGCUGGAUGGGGGGGAAUUCAGGCCGCUGUGAAACUGCUGCAAGCUGGAUUCACUACUGCCGACCUACUCCUCGUCGAUCCCGCCGGUGGUUUCGGUGGCACAUGGUGGUGGAACCGAUACCCGGGUCUGAUGUGCGACGUGGAAUCUUACGUGUACCUCCCUUUCCUCGAGGAGAUGGAGUACAUGCCUAAAGACCGAUAUGCAUCUGGGCUGGAAAUCAGAAAGUACGCUGAUGUGAUAUGCUCCAAGUACGGCCUGCACGAACGAGCCAUGUUUCAAUCAAGCGUCGUGAAGACCGUGUGGGACGAAAACAAGAAGCAAUGGGAUACGACAAUUUCAAAGAAGCCGAAGGGAGGCCAACAAAGCGAGCACAAGGUCUUUGCGGAUUUUGUCGUCAUUGCUUCCGGAGUCCUCAACAAUCCCAAGCUUGCAGAUCUACCCGGCAUGGUAGACUUCCACGGGGAGAUGUUCCACACGGCUCGGUGGGAUUAUCAGUACACCGGAGGCACUCAGGAGAAUCCAGAACUCCACGGACUCAAGGGCAAAACGGUGGCUAUCAUCGGCACCGGAGCCACGGCGGUGCAAGCCAUCCCCUAUCUAGCACGAUACGCCGAUCAGCUCUACGUGGUUCAGCGCACGCCUGCGGCCGUUGAUGUUCGAGGGAAUCGCCAAACCGACCCAGCAACUUGGAAGUCCCAGAUCGCGAAGGAAAAGGGCUGGUGGCGCGCGCGAAACGCCAACUUUAAUGCAUUCGUGCAGAACCAUCCGGAUCCUCCUUCGAACGACUUUGUCAGUGACGGCUGGACGUCGAUGCCAUCGUACAGCGCGUUGAUUGGGACGCCGAAGCAGGUGACUAUGGACAACGUGCAACAACAUAUUGCCGAGCUCCAUACCAUGGAUUACCCCCGACAGGAGGCUAUACGCCAACGAGUUGACCAUGAAGUGCAUGACAAGGGCACAGCGGCAAAGCUGAAAGCGUGGUAUCCUGGUUGGUGCAAGCGGCCAUGCUUUCACGACGAAUACCUUCCCACCUUCAAUCACUCGCACGUGCACCUGAUCGACACGGAUGGCAAAGGGCUAGAUCGCGUGACAGAGAGGGGUUUCGCGGCCAACGGCCAAGAAUAUCCCGUCGAUGCCAUCAUCUGGAGCACGGGUUUCCGCUCUCCUAUCUUUGGCUCGCCCGCUGGCAAGGCGGACGUGCGGGUCAUAGGCCGCGACAACAUUGACAUGGAAGAACUGGCCGACAAGAAGGAAUUCCGCACGCUCCACAGUACCUGCGCGACGGGCUUCCCGAACAUGUUCUAUCUCAGCGCGAUACAAAACAGCGUAACGGCGAAUUACAACUUCGUCAUGGACACUUCGGCCACGCAUGUGGCGUAUAUUCUCUCUACUGCUGUCGCUGACGCUGCUAAGGCUUCAUCAUCCGGCGGUGCCACAAACGGUGAGGCGAAAGCGAGACCAGUCAUCGAGCCGACCGCGGAGGCCCAAGAAGCAUGGGCCAACGAGAUCCUGGCCGGGGCCAUGGCGUUAGCUGGUCUGGGUGGUUGUACCCCAAGCUAUAUGAACCAAGAAGGCGAGACGGACAAGCUGAAGCCCGAAGAGGCCAUGAAGAUGGCUGCAGGGGGAACGUGGGCUAGAGGGAUGACCCCGUUCUUGGAAAUUGUUGAGCAAUGGAGGGCCAAGGGAGGAAUGGAGGGAUUGAGAGUAGAGUUUGUUCAUUAA